AUGCUUGGUGCCUUGCAUACCAAGGAGCCUCUAGUGGUUACCAAAUAUGGGACCCUCCGAAAGCAGGUACACGUGGGGAAGACACCCAUCAAUGCCUUCCUAGGAGUUCCCUUCUACAGACCUCCUGUGGGUGCCUGCAGGUUCACUGCCCCAGAACCCCCAGAGUCCUGGGAAGGAAUCAGAGAUGCUACCACCUGUGCCCCAAUGUGCCUUCAGGAGUCCUGGGGGCAGAUCACCUCCAUGUACUUCAACACACACAAAAAAUACAAGUGGCUGCAUUUCAGUGAGGACUGUCUGUACCUGAAUGUGUGCGCGCCAGUAGGAGCGCUCGAGGACCCUCUGCUGCCUGUGAGUACUCAGCCUUCAACCACGCACCAUCCCACUCAAGCACCCCACUGUCCCGCUCAGGCCUCAGCCCUUCUCGCCCAGGUGAUGGUCUGGUUCCCAGGACACGCCUUCCUCGUGGGCUCCGCUUCCACGUAUGAUGGCUCCAAAUUGGCACCCCGGGAGAAAGUGGUGCUAGUGCUUCUGCACCACAGCCUCGGUGUCCUGGGCUUCCUUAGCACAGGCGAUAGCCAGGCCCGCGGGAACUGGGCGCCGCUGGACCAGGUUGCAGCUCUGCGCUGGGUGCCGAAGAACAUCGCAGCCUUCGGCGGAGACCCAGGUUGGGUGACCUUGUUUGGCCUGUCAUCAGGGGCCAUGUGCAUCUCGGGACUGGUGACAUCACCCCUAGCCUGGGGUCUCUUCCAUCAGGCCAUUUCCCAGAGUGGCACCGCAGUGCUCAGAGUCUUCAUCACUUCAUCACCCGGCUGAGGUUUAGCUGGGCUUGAUUCACCCCAGUGCCUACAGGGGACAUUCUGCCCUGAGGAUCCAGGCUGGUCCAGACCUGCUUCUGAGGGUCCCUCAGUUCUCCCCUCCUCAGGCUUUCUCACACAGGUCUGGGGAAGGGAGUUUCUCCAAACAGCCACCCAGAAGCUAUUCUUCCCCAAAUUAGAGGGAGAGCAGCUGAGCGGAAGCCAGUCAGGCUGCAGCAGCUGUGAGGAUCAUAAAGGACUCUGGGAAACUCUAGGACCUUCUCUAGGAAUUCAAGCAAGAACUCUGGUAGGCAGCCUGGAUGGUGAGCUGGGCCCCUGCCUCCCAUCGUCCCUGCCUCAUACCCUCCCCAUCCGCCCCGGAGGGUACCUCUCUUCCUGUCUGCUCCUCGCGGAUGGCACUCCUGGAUGAGGGGGUUGGAGAGGGCUACCCACUGCCCUGUCUCCACCCUGUCUUCAUGCCUUCGCUGGGAUCCCCCGAUGGCCACCCAGAGUCCUUCCUAAAUCCCCUGCCAGACCCUACCAGGCAGGGAGCGGUUCUCAGAACUGAUUAGAUCUUGGUGAAGACCCCAGGACAAUUCUGUGGCUUUUCUCCAAGUUUACCUCGGCUCGCCCGGGCCACUCUGAGCACGGAGGCGCACCGCUGCAAAGCUGGCCUAGGAAGCGGGCGCGCACACGCGUCUCCUGCGGGCCCCUGCGGCUCAGCUCGACCCUUCCUCUCCUCCAACACCCCGAGAUCCCCACCCACUGAAGCAGCAAUCACCGGCCGUGGCGCCUGGGGAAGGGCCAAUUAGUGCGGGAGACGCAGCCCCUCGGCUGUGCCCGCGCUGACCGCAGCCCCGCAGCGCCGCCGCCGCCGCCGCCUUCCCUGCCCGGCAGACAGCGCCAGCCGCCUGGGAGCCCCGGGGGACGCGCCGUCCGGCCUCCAGCCAACUGCAGUGAUGGAUCCAGGCGCCUGGCGUGGGGCCAGAGCCCGGGCGGACGCGAGGGCGCCGGGAGCUGCAACUCGCCACCGAUGGGUGGUGGGGUUCUGCGUCAUUUUGGCCCACACAUAACGGCUAAAAGAGGAACCAGGCCCAGAGCUGGAGGACCAGUCCUGUAAGCCUGGGAGAGAGCAUGGCCUCUACACUGAGGUACUGGGGAGCCAUGGGAAGGACAUGUCCUGGUCAGGCUUAUCUUCCAGGAGGUUACAGAGUACAGAGCAACUGGAGGAGGAGAGGGAAGAAGUGGGGAGGCCAGGGGAGGGUGGUGCAGAACUGGACAGUGAGUUCUGGACAUGGAACAGAGCAAACAAUUUCAUAAAGCAGAUGAGCGAGGUCAACUCUGAACACCCCCUCUCCCCCAUCCACAGGUGGGCCCCUGGCUCAGAGCUCUCCCACCCAGCCCAGCCUGGGAACUCAUGUGAACCCUCCGCAGGGCCUGGGGUAUCUCUGCCCCAACCAAGUGGGACCAGGAAAAGCCCCAAGAGGGAGUGCAGUCCAAGGUGAGGGCACAGGCAGGGCCAGGUGUUGCUGAGGAAGCUCCCCCCUCCACGCCCCCUCCCCCUGCAUAAGCUAAUCAAGAUAGUACUGCAGCCUCCUGCCACUGACCCUCUAUCAUUGCAACAAUAGCUCCAUGGCCACAGGGGGUUGAGUCUGGGCCUAUUUGUCCGUGGAGCAAAUCAGAAGGGGAGGAAGGUCCACGUGAGCCCUGAAAGAACUCAGAGGCUGAGAGCAGGUGGCCUCACGGAGCAGAGGUCAACAUAUCUCUUUUAGGCAGAGUUUGGGAGCUGUGUGUUCCUGUCUGGGCUUGUUCUGCUGUGUGUGUCCUCAAGCAAGCCACUUGCCUAUCUAGGUCUGGUUUCCACUCUUCAGUGCACUGGGAGCAAUCUCUGGGGUAGGACACUGCUCCAGCCCCGGGCCCUUCCAGCUACGGUCCAGGACUCCUGUCUACUCCCAGCCUGUUCAGCCGUAGGUGCUAUGGAGGAGCAUGCCUGUGGCUUCACCAAGGGGUCACUGGGUGACCAUUACGUAUCUUCUACUGUGAAGGAGCCAGGACCAUUUUGAAGGGGAGCCUGAAGGUGGAAGAAAAGCCUUUCAGGAAAUUAGCACUAGUGGCGGGAAAAUUCAUCAAAAGCUGACAGAGGCUCCUGGUGCUGAUUCAUGUCUCUUGCCUAAGGAGCAGCUCUUCUGGCCUGAGGGAAGGACUAGUAGCUUCCAGGGCCUUCCAAAGACCCCAGACCCAAGACUCCAAAACGCUGGCCCUGUUGCUGGGGCUCUCAUUAUCUGGUGGGGACACCACCAUGAGUUUUUUGCUCCUGAAUCAUGGGAUUCUACAGUGCUAGGAAAGGCUGCUGAUGGACAGGGGACUUGGGAUUGAAUACAACUGUUCCUUCUGCUCUGUGAUCUCAGACACUCGGUGGGCCUCUCUGAUCCUCUCUGCCAGGAGGAGUUCUGACCUUGCCUGCCUUCUAGGUGACCAAUACAUCUAUAAUACUCAGCAUAUCUGGGAAAAGAAUAACUUUUCGAAGAGGGAGGAUGGAACCAUAUCCAAACAACUCUUGGUAGUGGGACCAAGGCAGCAGGGAAACAAUCUGGAUGUGGACCUCAUUCUGGUGGCACAGACCUCCCUCCCACUUCCAGGUAUUAUGGAAGCCAGAAGAGCUGUUGCAAGACACACCUCCAGGGAGCAUCAUUUACCUGGUUUACAGUGUGAAUGAGUCCCAGGAUGUUACCUGAGCUCCAUGUCCUACCUCCUCUGAACUUGCCACCUACACGCACAAGUACAACACCCAUGCCUCAGAGAAGGCUCUGAUGGGAUCUCUUGGUUACCACCUAACCCAAAGCAUCCACACUGGACAGUCUUUGCAGCUCCGUCCUCCCCUCCAGCCUGUCCAUGUUUACCUUCAGCUCCCAGAACUGGUCCGGCCACCAGGCCAGCCAGAUUAUGUGAAGCAGAAUCCUUUGAAGGGGCUAUGGAUGUAGCAGACCCCAGAGCCACAGGGAAUCCCUUCCAGGGCCACUCUGACCCUGGCACUGCCACUGUCUCUGGCUCAGCUACAAAAGGAGGUACACCACAGGCAGCUAUCCUCUGCUGUAGGAGAUCAUUAACUCCCCAGCCUUGUUAAGCCAGCUUCCUUUUUCAGGCCCUUCUUAGUUCAUUUUAUGGUUUGUUUUUUUUUUUUGAGGGGGUUUCUUUUGGCCACAGUGUGAGGCAUGUGGGAUCUUAGCUCCCUGACCCGGGAUCGAACCGACGCCCCCUGCAGUGGAAGCAUGGAGUCUUAACCACUGCAUGGCCAAGGAAGCCACCUCAUUUUAUGAUAUUUUGACUGGACCUUGUAUGGACUCAAGUUGUUAUCCAGUUCUUCCCUUGAUGGCCAAGGAAGCCACCUCAUUUUAUGAUAUUUUGACUGGACCUUGUAUGGACUCAAGUUGUUAUCCAGUUCUUCCCUUGAUGGCCAACAUUUACAGCUGGAUUUUUAUCAAAGUAUGAAGUUGUACAAAUCCUAGAAUUUCAUAGCUAGAAAGGACCUUAAAGAUUGUCAUAGCCACCAUGCUUUGAGAGUUUAUAACUUUGUGUCAGACACUUUGUACAGAUGUUUUUGGCUGCCCAGUAUAUCCUUUCCUUUUCCUAUGACAUCACCCUGUCCACAGAGAUUCACAGUGUCCACACUUCAGGGAUGAGCACGUAACCCAAAUUUGGCCUAUUAAAGUCAAUCCCAAGAUUUUUGUGGGAAUAUCAGGAAAGAGUAGUCCUUACCUCUUGAAGGUGAGUCAGCAUGUGAAUGAAGCUAAAACAUAACAAAGAGACCGAGAGAAAGAGAGACAGACAGACAGAGACAGAAAGAGAGACAGAGACAGAUUUCUGGUUUCAGUGCUUGAACACCUGGAUCUAGCCAUGCCUGAACCAAGAAUUUUCAAUUAAAUGAACUGAUACAUUCCCUUUUUUUGUGGAAGUUAGUUUUAAUUGGGUUUUUGUCACUUGAAGCCAAAACAGCCUUGACAAGUAUGAGUAGAUGUCUCUGUCCUCAAUUUUUUUAUUAGAAAUCUGAGGAACCAGCUAGCUCUGGGUUCUCAGGCAAGUCACUAAAUAUCUCUGACAUCAGGUUGCUCUGACAAAGAUUGAAAGGACUGAAUUUCUUCAACUUCAGGACUCCUUUGCUCUCCUGGGAUCUCUGGAGCUACCUGGCCACAUGCCCUUAGAAGAAUCAAUCACUUGUUGUGAGUCUCAAUUUUCUGAGCUACAAAAUAGGACAGUCAUUCCUUCCCUCCUUACCUUGGGAGAGUCCAGUGAGAAAGUGUUUGGAAAAUUGCUUGUACUAAAGCAAAUGUUAUGUAGUGUGCAUAUUAUACAAAGGAGGAAUCUCAGCUCAUACCAGACAACCAUUGUCCCAAAAUGGCUCAUAUCUCUUCCAAAACAGUUUUUUAACACUUUUAAAAAUAAAACCUAAGACAUUAAAACAUAUUUAUAAAGAAGGCUUACCCACAGCAUCUCAUUGGGCAGGAUCUAGCUCAGGACAGGCCCAGGUAAAGUAAGGGAUAUGGCACUGAGUGAAGCUUGCUUGGGAAUCACUCUUUGUCACUGCUGAGCUCUCUAGGAAGCUUUACCUUCAGGCUGUUUUUUGUUUUGUUUUGUUUUAAUAAAUUUAUUUA
Molecule: messenger RNA, 5443 nt
Organism: Delphinapterus leucas (beluga whale)
Lineage: Eukaryota; Metazoa; Chordata; Mammalia; Artiodactyla; Monodontidae
Source: RefSeq, a predicted model, not a curated record